Molecule: messenger RNA, 2660 nt
Organism: Mauremys mutica (yellowpond turtle)
Lineage: Eukaryota; Metazoa; Chordata; Testudines; Geoemydidae
Gene: CSNK2A1
Product: casein kinase 2 alpha 1
Exons: 13
Coding region: 271-1446 (391 amino acids)
Biological process (GO): protein phosphorylation
Cellular component (GO): protein kinase CK2 complex; nucleus; cytosol
Molecular function (GO): protein serine/threonine kinase activity; ATP binding
Source: RefSeq, a predicted model, not a curated record
GCUGCCGCCGCAGCACGUCGCGAGCUAGGGGAGAGGCCGGGUUUCCGAUUCCGGCCAGCCUCGCUCUGGUCCCUGCGGCUGGCUGCCGAGCCUUGUGCCUCCGCCAUAUUGUCUGUGUGAGGCCGGUGGGGAGGGAGGCCAGAGCGGCGGUCGCUUCAGUGGGAAAAACCAAAGGCCCAUCCAAGGCCUUCACCCUGUGUCGGGUUUUGAGAUCAGAGGCUACCAGAACUCUAAACACCUAAUAUAACUCCACCCAGCAACCUGUCCGACAUGUCAGGACCUGUGCCAAGCAGGGCCAGAGUUUACACUGACGUAAACACACACAGACCCCGAGAGUACUGGGACUAUGAGUCGCAUGUUGUCGAAUGGGGAAAUCAAGAUGACUACCAGCUAGUUCGGAAAUUAGGCCGGGGCAAAUACAGCGAAGUGUUUGAAGCCAUCAACAUCACAAAUAAUGAAAAAGUAGUAGUUAAAAUCCUCAAGCCGGUAAAAAAGAAGAAAAUCAAGCGUGAAAUCAAGAUCUUAGAGAACUUGCGAGGUGGUCCCAAUAUAAUCACCCUUGCAGAUAUAGUAAAAGACCCUGUGUCCCGGACCCCUGCUUUGGUUUUUGAACAUGUAAACAACACAGACUUUAAGCAAUUGUACCAGACAUUAACAGACUAUGAUAUUAGGUUCUACAUGUAUGAGAUUUUGAAGGCUUUAGAUUACUGUCAUAGCAUGGGGAUCAUGCACAGAGAUGUCAAACCCCACAACGUCAUGAUUGACCAUGAGCACAGAAAGCUGAGGCUAAUAGACUGGGGUCUGGCUGAAUUCUAUCAUCCUGGCCAGGAGUACAAUGUCAGAGUGGCUUCCCGAUACUUCAAAGGACCUGAACUCCUUGUAGAUUAUCAGAUGUAUGACUAUAGUCUGGAUAUGUGGAGCUUGGGUUGCAUGUUGGCCAGUAUGAUCUUCCGAAAGGAGCCAUUUUUCCAUGGCCACGACAAUUAUGAUCAGUUGGUGAGGAUAGCCAAGGUGCUGGGGACAGAAGAUCUAUAUGACUACAUUGACAAAUACAACAUUGAGCUGGAUCCACGCUUCAAUGACAUCUUGGGCAGGCACUCCCGUAAGCGAUGGGAGCGCUUUGUUCACAGUGAGAACCAACACUUGGUGAGCCCAGAAGCUCUGGAUUUCUUAGACAAGUUGCUGCGGUAUGAUCACCAGUCACGACUCACAGCAAGAGAAGCCAUGGAACACCCCUAUUUCUAUCCCAUUGUGAAGGACCAGGCUCGGAUGGGUUCAUCCAGCAUGCCAGGUGGCAGCACUCCUGUCAGCAGCGCAAGUAUGAUGUCAGGGAUCUCUUCAGUGCCAACACCUUCACCCCUUGGACCUCUAGCAGGCUCACCCGUGAUUUCUGCCACCAAUACUCUGGGGAUGCCGGUUCCGGCUGCUGCAGGAGCUCAGCAGUAGUGAUGGGUUUUGUCUCCGAAUGCCUGAGCUGAGUCAGGUGGGGAAGAGGUUCCCCCUCUACCUCUCCCCAGGCUGCACCUUGCACCUGGCAGGGGAAGGGAGGGGAUGGAACACUUUGGAGGCACCGUGUCUGAACAGUUGCUUGUGGAUUUAUAGUAGUUCAGUCAUUAUAUAAAAAAAAUUAUUAUAGGCUGAUUUUUUUUCUUUUUUUUUUUUUACUUGAACUUUUCGUAACUCAGGGGAAUCCCUGAAAAUACUGCAGAUGGAAUAUUUCUCGGACAAUUUUUUUUCCCCAAACUCCUCAUCACUUGAGAACAAAGAUGAACCAACUACAUUUCCAGGCCGUUGUAUCCUGCUGGAAAUCUCUUCUCUUCAUAGUCCCACCAUUACUCCUCCACCAGCUCACACCGUGGGGAGACUGUCUUGUGCUUUUCUCUGGAGUCUACCAGACCAAGUCUUCACAAGGCUGUGGGAGGGGGAUUCUUAAAGUACCAGUCACUUUAACACCAUAUUCUGCAUAUGGCUCAACUGGGGUACAUUGAAGAGACAACUUCAGUUUGUAGAGAUGGUAAAAACUUAUAAGAAAUAAGCGCAGAUAAGGCCUAAAACCCAAUUCUGUCCUGUAUGAAUCAUGUCUCUCUAGGAGCUAACCAGAGCACCGACUCUCUCCCUUGCAUGUAAUUUUAGUCUUAAAGCAUAAAGUUACCAAUCCAGUUGACGUUCUUGCCAUCUCCUGUUGAAGGUGCUUCAGUAGGGUAAGCUGUACUCUAAUCAGUACCUUUUCCACAUAAGGUUCUUCCGGCCAGUCCCUUGGCUUGGGAUUCUGGAAUGAAUUUGUUACUGGGUAUAUUGGGUUUUUUUUUAAAUUGUUUAUACAGAUUUCAAAAUGGUGGCUACUUAAAGAGCUGGAAAAUCAGACUGCGCCAAGUCACAUAUUGAGUCAUCACCCAGCACCCCCACCCUCAUGUGCCAUGUGGUGAGAAUACUGGUUACCUCACAGUCUUGUAAAUAUGCACUGAGAGGAAGGAGCGAGUAGACUAACUUAAACUGAAAUGGUAGACUGUAAUUGUGGACAGAUAUUACUAUUGAUGACAAAGCACCCUUGUUACAGCCUUGCUACCCUUUGCUGUGUAUAUAUACUUUGUCCUUCAUAUGUGAAAGAUCCAGUGUUGGAAUUCUUUGGUGUAAAUAAACAUUUGGUUUUAUUUAUCAAG